This is a messenger RNA of Macrobrachium nipponense, 2247 nucleotides long. RefSeq names its product tigger transposable element-derived protein 1-like. The transcript has 3 exons. Gene Ontology annotation, cellular component: nucleus. NCBI's taxonomy places the organism in Eukaryota, Metazoa, Arthropoda, Malacostraca, Decapoda, Palaemonidae. Bases 1 to 2247 code for a protein of 748 amino acids. Gene Ontology annotation, molecular function: DNA binding. The record is from RefSeq and is a predicted model, not a curated record.
AUGCAAUGUAAAAACACCAUACAAACAAACAAAUACUACAAACAAGUAAUUAAAGGAGCAGAAAGGGAUUCUUGUGGCCAUCAGGCUGAAGAUUUGGAGAAUCAGGAAUUCAUCACUACUUAUGCUGAGGUUAUCGCACUCAUUUGUGAGUACAAUAAUCUCUCAAAUGAACUUGUGGCAACAUCUUCAGAUGUCCAUGCAGGCAUAGAUGCUUUGCUUGGGCUCAGGAAGGAUUGUAAGAUGACAACAACAUUACCAAGCUCAGACCAUUUAGAUUUUGUCCUAAGUCAGGUGAAUUCCCUGGCCUCGCAUGGUGACAGUUCGCUGCGGUCCAGCAGUGGUAAAGAAGCAGAACUUGGAAAUGGCCAUGAUGGUUAUUUGAGUAGUGAGGAAAUUUAUAUAAAGGAAGAGCCAAUUGAACCAAUGGAGGAACCAUCCAAUAGAGAAGGUAUGGCUCCAAAACAUAAGGUUGAUUCAGCUGAUGGCAGUGCAUCAAACAGAAAAAGUAUCCCACUGGAUUUGAAAUUAGAAGUACUUAUGCGUUUAGAGAAGGGAGAAUCCCACAGGAAUAUCGCUCGUGCAGUGGGCAUACCUUGUUCGACAGUCAGUGGGAUACUAGAGAAUAAGAAACGUAUCCUUGAAAAGGUCAAACGUGCUUCACCUAUGACAGCGGCCAUUGCAAUGAAACAGUGCAUUUUUGAGGUAGAAAGAUUAUUGUUGAUCUGGCUCGAAGACCAGAACCAGCGGCGUAUUCCAGUGAGCCUUGGUGCCAUUGAAGAGAAGGCUAGAAGGUUACAUCAGGCAUUAAAAAGUGAAAGGGGGGAAGGGAGUUCAAGUGAACAGUUUGUGGUGAGUAAAGAUUUGUUUAAUCGUUUCAAGACUCUUGCUAAAUUGCCCAAUCUGAAGGUGCCAGAUGAAGCUGCUCGUGCUGAUGAGGAAGCAGUUAUUAAAAGUUUUCCUACUGGGUUGGCUGAGAUAAUUAGGGAGGGGGGUUACUUACCCCAGCAAGUGUUUAAUGUGGAUGAGACAGGCUUAUUUUGGAAGCGUUUGCCUAGUCGUACGUCCAUCUCCAAGGAGGAGAAGUCAGCACCAGGUCAUAAAGUCAGUAGGGAAAGAUUGACUUUACUUCUUGGUGGUAAUGCUAGUGGUGACUUAAAACUUAAGCCUUUGUUAGUGUAUUUGGCUGAGAAUCCAAGGGCAUUCAAGGGAAUUUUGAAAAGUCAACUCCCCGUCAUUUGGAAGUCUAAUCAGAAGGCUUGGGUUACACUUUGUAUCUUUGAAGACUGGUUUACAAAUCACUUUGUGCCAACAGUGAAGGAAUAUUGUAUUCAGAAGAAUCUGCCCUUUAAGGCUUUGCUUGUGUUGGAUAAUGCCCCUGGACACCCUUCACAAUUGGAUUACAUGCAUCCUAAUGUGAAGGUAGUUUACUUUCCCCCAAAUACUGCUUCCAUUUUGCAACCAGUGGACCAGGGUGUCAUGGCCUCCUUCAAGGCCUAUUACCUCCAAAGGAUGAUGAACAAUGCCUUCGAGGCCAUUGGAAGAAACAAGGAGUUGACUUUCAAGGAAUUUUGGAAGUCGUACAACAUUUUAGAAGCUGUGAAGAACAUUGCAGGUGCUUGGGACGAGGUACAGCAGACCAGUAUGAAUGGGGCCUGGAAGAGACUAUGUCCACAGUUUGUGAAUGACUUUAUAGGAUUUGAGGAGUUCAAGACACUCGAACUUCAAAGUGUCACCAACAAGAUUAUUGGAAUAAGUAAGGAGCUGCAUUUGGAGAUAGAUGCUGAAGAUGUCAACGAACUGCUGGAAUCACAUGGAGAGGAAUUAUCUGAAGAGGACCUCAUCCAGUUGGAGAAACAGGUGAUCGAGGAGGAGGAAGAGGCACCAGUCCCAGACCCCUUGUCAUUAAGUGAUAAGGGCUUGUCAGAAGCUUUUUUCCACAUAGAGAAAGCAAUGGCAUUGUUUGAGGCUGUGGACCCCGACAUGGAAAGGUACACCAAGAUACUUGGAGAGGUCAUGGAUGGGCUCACUUUUUAUAGGGUGAUUUUAGAGAAGGAGGAGAACAAGAAGAGGCAAACUUAUAUCAGAAAGCACUUUCCAACACCAUUUGCCAUUCCAAAAUUGAGCCUUUCUCCUAACUCAGUUACUUUCCCACCCUUUGGGAGUGGAGAUAAGACAGCGAAUGUAAUGGUUAAUGAUCAGUCUUCUCUUGUUGGUGAAUAUGGCCAGGCGUAUAGACAAGUGCUCUAA